GCCAGAGAUUUCUUCGGACUGAAACUGCCUCAGUGAUUUAACCGGAAAGUAGGAGGACUGAUUGGCUGCCUGACAUGUCCAACAUGGACCCGACAGUUCCUCAAUCCGCGACCGCGGAGACCACUCAAGCUCCGUCGGAGGUUGAUCUCCCCAAGCGCGAUGCUGCCAACGGUAGCCCUGCUGCCGAAGAGCCCCCCUCCAAGAAGGCUCGCAUUGAUGAGCCAGAGAAGUCUGAAGAUGAACGCGAUUCUCGGCGCAACAGGGGUAUUGCGCCCAUCAAGGCAGAAUACCUGAUCAACUCCACACCUAAGCCGGUUCCCGAUACCAACACCGACGAUGCAGCCGAGGCUGCUUCUCACACCGAGCGUGACGACGACAAGAAGAAGGGGAAAAAGAAGCCCAAGGGUCAGAACACCAAUCGAAGCUUUGGUAGCUCAAAAGACGCCAAGGGCUUGUGCGCCUCAAGAAUGUUCAGCCCAGAGUUCUCGCCUGAAGAGUGCCAAUUCGGUGAGAAAUGCAGAUUUGAACACGACUUGCGACUAUAUCUGAAGGAGCACAAGCGGGAGGACCUUACCACAUUCAAUGGGAUCUGUCCCGUCCACGAGGCACGUGGUACCUGUUAUGCUGGCUGGCGAUGCCGCUUGGUUGGAUCGCAUUCGAUGGAGAGAGAGACGGCAGAUGGAACGAAGGAGCUCAUUCUGCUGGAGGAUGAGGAGCGCAAAGCGAAGGCUAAGCCCCUUGUGCCUUUCGCUACUCGGGAAGGACUCGUCAACAUUAUCUCCUACGAAGACAAAGUCGCGUUGUCGCGAAAGCGGGAGCACACUCCUCGUGCCAAUCAAUACAAUGAUUGGCUGAACAAGGUGUCCCAGGAGCUGGAGAAAGAGUUGCACGGUCGAUUGAAGAACGAGGCAAUUGUUCCAAAGAGUGAAGAGACCCCUCAGACUAAUGGUGAUGCCGAGAAGGCCAAGGAGGAACUGGAAGAUAACCGGGCCCAAUUUACGGAGCCCCCAUUCUUGGCCUCAGAAAAGAGGCGCAUCUACUUUGGGCCGGAGACUCCAGCACUUGCACCUCUGACAACACAGGGUAAUCUCCCAUUCCGCAGACUUUGCGGAGACCUAGGUGCUCAAUUCACCUAUUCCGAAAUGGCUCUUAGCAUGCCUUUGAUUCAAGGCAACAAGUCUGAAUGGACCUUGAUCAAAGGCCACGAGUCUGAAAUGCUCCCCCCAACCAUCACUCCAGGACCGAACGUGGUGCAAGGAUAUGACAACUCCAAAGAUUUCAGAUACGGUGCCCAGAUCACGGCCAACAAACCGUUCCAGGCACUCAAGGCCACAGAGGUGCUCUCCAAGUACACACCGAACUUGCGCGUCAUUGAUUUGAACUGCGGCUGCCCCAUUGAGCUGGUCUAUCGCGACGGAGCCGGCUCCGCGCUCCUGGACCACCCCUCCAAAUUGGAGAAGAUCAUCCGUGGCAUGAACGCAGUGUCUCAAGAGAUUCCCAUUACAGUGAAGAUUCGUAUGGGAACCAGAGACAAUCAGCCCAAUGCGUUGAAACUCGUUGAACGCCUGGUCCUAGGUGGCUACGAGUCCAGCCUUCUGGAUGUUGGCCCCCCUGGCGCUGCCGCCAUCACCCUCCACGGACGAAGCAGACAGCAACGGUAUACUAAGCAAGCCGACUGGGGUUACAUUGCCGAGACCGCUGCUCUCAUCAAGCGUCUCAAUGAGAAGACUGACGAUCUCACGGACACCAUUCGCGAAGCCGAUCCUCGCUACUUGCCGAACGGUGGCAGGACCUACUUCCUUGGAAAUGGCGAUUGUUUCUCUCACGUGGACUACGACGAUCACAUCAAAAACGCCGGUGUUGAUGCAGUCAUGGUGGCUCGUGGCGCUUUGAUCAAGCCGUGGAUUUUCGAGGAGAUUCAGACUGGCCAGUAUCUGGACAAAUCUGCGUCUGAGCGUCUUGCUUACAUCGAGAAAUUCGCCAAGUACGGUCUCGAGGCUUGGGGCUCUGAUGAAUUUGGUAUCGGCACAACCCGCAGAUUCUUGUUGGAGUGGUUGAGCUUUGCCUACCGCUACGUUCCCCUUGGUCUGCUCGAAUACCUUCCCCCGCAUAUCAACGACAGACCUCCUGCCUGGCGCGGCCGAAAUGACUUGGAGACCCUGAUGGGUAGUGGCAACUACAAGGAUUGGAUUAAGAUCACUGAGAUGUUCCUCGGCCCUGCACACAAGGACUUCAAGUUCGAGCCCAAGCACAAGUCCAACUCCUACGAGGCUGAGGGUUAAUUUUGGUGUUCUCGUAGAAUCCGCAUGCCAUAAUUCAUGGUCUUAAGUUGUACAUACAUAGCAUAGAGAAUAAAACAUAAGCA
Penicillium subrubescens is the source of this 2365-nucleotide messenger RNA. It is a transcript of the gene dus3, whose product is annotated as tRNA dihydrouridine synthase DUS3. Lineage: Eukaryota; Fungi; Ascomycota; Eurotiomycetes; Eurotiales; Aspergillaceae. Bases 75 to 2282 code for a protein of 735 amino acids. The record is from RefSeq and is a predicted model, not a curated record. The transcript is spliced from 3 exons. Gene Ontology annotation, molecular function: flavin adenine dinucleotide binding; tRNA dihydrouridine synthase activity; RNA binding. Gene Ontology annotation, biological process: tRNA processing.